Molecule: messenger RNA, 1732 nt
Organism: Linderina pennispora
Lineage: Eukaryota; Fungi; Kickxellomycota; Kickxellomycetes; Kickxellales; Kickxellaceae
Exons: 2
Coding region: 362-1663 (433 amino acids)
Source: RefSeq, a predicted model, not a curated record
UCAAUGUAGUGGGUUGUUUUAUUUCAACUCUUGUUUUUCCAGUAUCCUAGUUUUCCUUUUUCUAUACCGUUUGAUACCUUCACACACAUUAUUUUUCAUCUAUUACUGCCGCCCCACAUAGGACUAUUUGUAACCAAAACAGCUGGACACCAAUAUCUGGAGCCAAGACCGUGUGGAAGCAAAUAGAGCACAGGAAUAAUAGCAACAGGGCCAGCGAAUACUCACGGUUUGCGGCUUGGUGGGACAUCACAUUGGGCGACGCACCGAGCAGCCGCCCCUUGAGAAGACAGCAGAGGCCUCCCCUCUUCAUUCUUACUCGUAGCGUGUAUUAUCUAGCACAAAGAGAACAGCGUUUGUACAUAUGACGAAAAGCACUAGUAACAUGAUGAGCGACAGCGACUCAGACUUCCGGGUGACGAACCCAGGAAUGCAUGCAAUGCGACUACUGACACGCAGCGUAUCGCGUCACACGCGACGGAUCCUGCAGGCAAGUCGCGACAAGCCAGCUGAGGAGGAACUGGCGACGGGCGCCGGAUACUAUACAUAUGAGUUCAGCGAGCAGCAGCAGCAGCCGCCGCGCGGGCCGCCGCUGCCAUCGGGGAUUCACCGGCGGUCAAUGAGCUUCGACAAUCUGGUAGUAGGGACGUUGCCGCGGCGGUCAACGGCACCAGUGGCCGAUAGCCCGCGGACGAUGCCCGGCGACGUCGCGCUGCCGAGCGCAUCGACGUGGAACUCGGGGUCGACGAUGACCAGAGCCAUGGCGGCAUUGGCGCGGCCGCUUAGCCAGCAGGCUGGCGGCGAGCAGCGCGCGCAGUGGCUGGCAGCACUCAACCACCCAUUGGCCACCACCAUCGACUCGGAGUACUACCGCACCAGUCUGUCGGUGCCCGCCAAGGCACUCACGAUCGACACCAGCGCUUUCGGCUCUGCUCAGCCGGCGGCAUACCGCGAGAGCUUCUCGGGCCCGGCGCAGCUGGACGCCGAGCGGUCCGAGUCGUCGCGCAGCUCGCUGUUCCAGGCGCCGCCAUUCCACGACCGGCGGGCACAGCUCAGCGAGUCGGAUAUUGCGAUGGCGAUGCGUGACUCGCCGACGGCGGUGGCACGUGGGUUCUCGUUUAAUGGCCAGGUGGGGCAGCACAGCCCCAUGGCAGACCAGCCCAAUACAGCACCCCCCACCAGCGCAUGGCCCGCAGUCCGUACAAUCGAGGUGCCGGCCCGCAUGGCAGACGACGAUUUGGGGCGGAGGGAGUCGCGUCGGCGCGGGCACAUGCAGCGGGUAAUCGAUGGGAUCUCACGCGGAUUCAGUCGGAUGCGCACGCGGCGCAGCGCCUCGCAGCCAGCGACAGGCGCGCGAGACCCGGCAGCGCAUUGCCGAUGCAGUUCAGCGCGAGAUGGCCCAGCUGCCGUCACCGCAGCACAUGUACUUCCGGUACAAUGUCGACCCGGCGGCACCGGUGGCCGACCGCACGAGCAUCAGCGACUCGCCGAUGGUCAACACGCCUACAGUCAGAGCGCCGACGCACCGCCGCAACCCGACGUUCCCGUCACGCACCUUCGACGAGAUAGUGCAGUCGGUGGAAGAGCUCCCGCAUGUGAUCAAGUCUUCGCCGGUGUUCAGCACCGAGUCGCUGGCGCGCCUGUACGGGAGCGAGUCGGCUGGUGACAUACCGCAGGUAUUCCCAGCAUCAGCUAGCCACUCGGCGGAUGGACUAGCGGGCGGCGUGUCGGUGGC